Molecule: messenger RNA, 786 nt
Organism: Thelazia callipaeda (thelaziosis nematode)
Lineage: Eukaryota; Metazoa; Nematoda; Chromadorea; Rhabditida; Thelaziidae
Source: the annotation of a GenBank genome assembly
AUGUUUUUAUUACAAGAAACAUUCCGAGUUUUGAACGAUCAACAAAGUACUCGUCUAUUUAAUAUGAUCUUUGCUGCUUCGCAACUUUUUGGUGCUUUUGCGGUUUUGCUUGUUAUUAUAUGGAUAAGUGGUUUUGAAGAUGGAUUUGCAUGGGGAAGUAAUCCUGAACUACAAUUUCAUUACCAUCCAACAUUUAUGGUAAUGGGAAUAAUUUUUUUGGCUAGUGAAGCAAUACUGGUAUAUCGCGUAUUUCGGCAUGAGCCAAAACGCUUUUGCAAAUUACUACAUUUAACAUUGCACACAAUGGUACUUAUCUUUAUUGUGGUUUCAUUGAAAGCAGUUUUUGAUUCGCAUAAUAAUCAUAAGAAUGAAGAAGGUGAAUCUGACCCUUUGCCAAAUCUUUACUCCUUGCAUUCGUGGGUCGGUAUGACUGCAGCCUUAGCCUUCUUCCUACAGUAUGUUCUUGGUUUCACGACAUUUUUCUUCCCAGGAUGGAGUGCGUCCAUGCGUCAAUUAGCAUUACCAUUCCAUCAGGCAUUUGGCGUUAUCAUCAUAUGCUUUGUUGCUAUCACGGCAGUUAUGGGUAUUUCUGAGCAUGCAGCAUGGCGUCACAAAUGUUGGACCAUUGAGCAUAAACUAUGCGGGGAGCAGUUCAUCAGCACUUUGCUCGGUAUUUCAAUUCUUCUAUUCAUAAUGUGUGUUGUGAUAAUCAUUCUGAACCCACGAUGGCGCAGACACCCACUACCUGAGGAAGAGUCAUUACAUCGUCUAACAAGUACCGAAUAA